This is a messenger RNA of Mauremys reevesii (Reeves's turtle), 2405 nucleotides long. It is a transcript of the gene KCNJ10, whose product is annotated as potassium inwardly rectifying channel subfamily J member 10. Gene Ontology annotation, molecular function: inward rectifier potassium channel activity. Gene Ontology annotation, cellular component: plasma membrane. Lineage: Eukaryota; Metazoa; Chordata; Testudines; Geoemydidae. Bases 407 to 1567 code for a protein of 386 amino acids. The transcript has 3 exons. The record is from RefSeq and is a predicted model, not a curated record. Gene Ontology annotation, biological process: potassium ion import across plasma membrane; regulation of monoatomic ion transmembrane transport.
AUAGAUGGGAGACCAGGGCUUUUCAGAGCCUCUUAUCUGAUUGUGGAAACAGCACUUAAGAGCCCUUGCCCCCGCGCCACUGCAGCUGAACCUUGGCACUUCAGGGCACCAACUUUACCCGGCUCGGCUCGCAGCGUGAGAAAGUUUUGCACACCACCGCUCCGAUCGGGCGAAGGGGGAUCGGGUUGUUUUCAUCUCAGGUUCCACCACCCGUCCAGCCAACGUGGACCCAGCCUGCGAACUGUCCCUCUUCCUCGGGGCUCAAGGCUUCUCCAGUAUUUGGAGUGUGCGGGGGAGAAAGGCUGAUAAGUGAGCCCAGGAAUCAGAAGGGCUAAUAAACACUCCGGUGUCCCUGGUGGAGAUAGAGGCAGGAUCUCAAUCACAAAAAUCCCACGGUGAUCAUUGAAUGAAACAUUUAACAUUCCUAGAGAUGACUUCUGCCACUAAGGUGUAUUACAGCCAGACCACCCAGACCGACAGCCGCCCCCUCAUCGGCUCCGGCCUGCGCAAGCGGCGCGUGAUGACCAAGGACGGCCGGAGCAACGUGCGGAUGGAGCACAUCGCUGACAAGCGGUUCCUCUAUCUCAAGGACCUGUGGACCACCUUCAUUGACAUGCAGUGGCGCUACAAGCUGCUGCUCUUCUCCGCCACCUUUGCCGGCACCUGGUUCAUCUUCGGGGUGAUCUGGUACCUGGUGGCCUUGUUGCAUGGGGACCUACUGGAGUUCGACCCCCCGGCCAACCACACCCCGUGUGUCAUGCAGGUACACACGCUGACUGGAGCGUUCCUCUUUUCCCUGGAGUCCCAGACCACCAUUGGCUAUGGCUUCCGCUACAUCAGCGAGGAAUGCCCCUUGGCCAUUGUGCUGCUCAUCAGCCAGCUGGUUCUCACCACCAUCAUGGAGAUCUUCAUCACCGGCACUUUCCUGGCCAAGAUCGCCCGUCCCAAGAAGAGGGCUGAGACCAUCAAGUUCAGCCAGAACGCGGUGGUGGCCCAACACAACGGCAAGACCUGCCUGAUGGUCCGAGUGGCCAACAUGCGCAAGAGCCUGUUAAUUGGCUGCCAGGUGACCGGCAAGCUGCUCAACACCUACCUCACCAAGGAAGGGGACUGCGUCCGGCUCAACCAGGUCAAUGUGGAUUUCCAGGUGGACACGUCUUCCGACAGCCCCUUCCUCAUCCUACCCCUCACCUUCUACCACGUGGUGGACGACUCCAGUCCCUUGCGGGACACAGCCCUGCGCACGGGCGAAGGAGACUUCGAGCUGGUGGUGAUCCUCAGCGGCACAGUGGAGUCGACCAGCGCCACCUGCCAGGUGCGCACCUCGUACCUGCCUGAGGAGAUCCUGUGGGGCUACGAGUUCAGCCCGGUCAUCUCCCUCUCGGCCAGCGGCAAGUACGUGGCCGACUUCAGCCUGUUUGACCAGGUGGUCAAGGUGUCGCCCUUGUGCUGCGUCCACGAGACAGUGCGGUUCGGGGACCCCGAGAAGCUGAAGCUGGAAGAGACCUUCCGGGAGAAAUCAGAGCGCGAGGGCAGCCCCCUGAGCGUCCGCAUCAGCAAUGUCUGAUCCUGCCCAUCCAACACUGAGCUCCAAGGAGAAUCACUUCAGCCUUUCCGUUUAGCUGGUUGUUUCCCCUGAUCUCUCUCUCUCUCUCUCUUUCUUCGCCUCUCCUUCCUUCUUUCAUUCAUUUCCCCCCUUUCCUUCCAUGUCUCACGGGGCAACUCCAGUGCAUCCACCGGAGGGUGGCAGCUUUAGUUCCCCCAGAGGUGCCACCCCUGCUCUCGCUAGUUCCGGGAGCCCUGGGGCCCAAGGGAGCAGCUGGGAUGCAACUCUUCCUUCCCCCUCGCCAAAGCGUUUUCCAAUCCCUCCUUUUCAGUAGCGUGGUGAUGGCAACAUGACUGUCUGGGAGCACCAGGGCCUCCUGGGGGACAGCUGGUCACCAGCCAGGAGGACUGCAUCCUCCCACCACAGAACACUGAUUCUGUAGGGUGUGUGUGUGGGGGUAACUCUGCCUUCGAACGGACCCCGUCCUCGCCACGCCGGCGCAAGCCUAAUGCCCAGCUAACCUGCCAGAAAAAGACAGAGACAGCGCCAGGUGGCUCCAAAAGAAGCUGGCACCUCCCUCCCCUGCCCAGGACCUAGGAACAUAGCAAUGGCCACACUGGAUCCAACCAAGGACCCAUCUAGCCCACUAGCCUGUCUCCGACAGUGGCCAGCACCAGCGUCCUCAGAGGCUGAAACUCUGUAGCAAUGGAAUAAGCUGGUCGGGGGGAAGUUUUCUCCUGACCUCCGCUGGCCCUGAAGCAGAUGGAAGAGUAAGGAGCUUUGGAAGGGGCUCGCCACCCAACUCUGGAUCUUCUUGUUACACAGAAAAAGGCCCAGUCCUUUUGCAAAUCCUGCUAAG